AUGGACCGCGCUCGCCGCCCAACAACAAACCGCCGCAAGCCUCAGGGAGUUUCUUCGUCUCCUGCGUCUGGUUCAGACGCUUCUUUUGAGCGCAACCAGUCGUCCGCCAGUCCCAUCAUGGCGCAUGCCACUAACACUCCACAAACCGCACAGCAAAACCGGCGCGCCCAAAAGACUCUUCAGCCCGCUUUCACUUUCUCAACGCCAGGACCAACCACCCGGCCUUUGAAUCUGAGAAAGAGGUCAAAGACCAUGGAUGACUACAACAUGGCCGAAGAAGAUUAUGAAAACGACAGCCCCAAAAAGGGCGGUCACAGUCUGCGCAAACGCGCGCGUGUUGACUACACGUUUGAGCAGAUUGACGACGACAUUGACUUUUCAAGCGCCAUUUCAGGCCCAGCAUCAGCAUCUGCCUCUGCCCCUGCGACUCGUAAUAGGAGACGAAGGCCGGAUAGCAACAGCUACGAUUCUGAGGAUCUCUACAGUUCUGGGCUCAAGAGGAGAGGCGCCUCUGUUGAUGCUGACACGCCGUCCAGCCGGCGCCGCAAUCCCGCCAGAAAGACGUCCGAGGCGAGAGCCUACAGGGACGAGUACGACGACGACGAAAACAACGUCCAGGACACCAUCGAGGUGGGCGUGCUGUAUUCCGACUCUGAAAAGUCCGACAGCGCUCACAUGGACAUCUCCAAUGCUUCAUCGACGGACCUGUCCGUUGAUGCCCCACAAAAACCUACACCAGCCCUUUCAGGCUCUCAGCACCACGACGGCGACCUCAAGUCUGCCGACCAUGCCGCAGCGCAGGCCACAGCAAAUCCGGGUUUGAAGCAGCCUGUUUAUCCGACUGCCAAUGCUGCUGAUUCUGCUGCUGAUUCUGCUGCUAAUUCUGCUGCUGCCUCUGCUACUGGCCCUGCCUCUGCCUCUGCGGCCGCUGACACCAGCAUGCCCCAGCAGCAGUCUGACCGUGCGAGUCUACCCGAUUCGGCCGCACCAGCCUCACCCACUCAUGGGAACCCGGCUGAGCCACAGCCCAAGAUUCACGACGCCGACGCCACACGCACUUUUAGCGACGACAUGGCGGCACCACCUGAAAGCUACGCGGAUGAGCUCAAGUCUCCACGCAGCAGCACGCCGCAGACCUCUGGCAGCGCCGUCGUCAACAAUGAUCGUGAGGGAGAGCCCGGUGUGCAGCCUGUGCAGAUGCCGUCCACGCCCUCCACUCCGCCGCCGGCAAUGCAUGCGACCGCAGAGGCCAAUGACACGGCCUUGACACACGCGGCUGAGAAUGACACUCCCGCUGAAGAAACUGCAUGUGUUAAGCCUCUUAACCUACUUCCCGAACAGGCAAUUCCACAGGAAAACCCUGAGGCACCACCAGCAGGCGACUCACUUCCGCAGCCGCAGCCGCAGCCUCAGUCUCAGCAAGAGUCCCAGGCCCAGCCUCAACCACAAGAGCCGCCAUAUUAUCCUUCGGCAGCAGCGCACUUGAUUACACUCACUGCGCCAGCGGUGCCGCAGCCUAAGACUCAAGUACAGGCGGAAGAGGCACCCAAGCAGCAGACACCGGAGCAAGACUCCAAAGCACCCAGCCCUCCUCCCAUCACAGUCACUCCAGCCAAAGACGAAGCCAAUGGCGCCCUGGCGUCUCCAUCAAUAUCUGCUCUCGGCUCCACAACAUUGGACGCAUCCCAGUCAACGAGCACUGACACCACAUGCACCGAGCCACGCGUGUCAUGGCCCGAGGACGGUGCCGACGUUGCUGUCAGCCCACCAUUACCAGAGAUCCAAGUUCAGGUUGAAGCCACAGUCAUGAAGCCUGCAGAUCAAGCGCCGCCAUCCCAGCCCUCUGAGCGAGGCCCGUUUAAGCCACAGCCUCGACCUGAAGGCCGGUGGGCUCAUCUAACUCCAUAUAUUGAUGGAGAGUAUGUCGCGUAUCCCGAAAGGAAAGCUCAGCCAGAGGAUGAAGUCACUACCAGCGAGGACCAAACGGCUGAUGAUCGAGAGGCCAAUGACAUGGAGCCAAUGAUUGAUGACAACGACGACCUUCCGGAUGCUGCCGGGAUCGAGGCACCCACGCCCGCUCUCAACACACCCUUACGGGGCUCUCCUAUGCCCGAUUCAAUCGACCCCACUGCCUCUAAUUCUCCGGCUGCCGGUGGAGAUGACGGCGACGACGUUGAUGUUACUGAAGAGCCGCCCGAACGCAGUCGGUCAUUCCGCUAUCGCAAGCUCAGAGAUCCUAAUGAAUAUCUCGCCGCCCUUGAGAAUUUAGAGGAUAUGUCAACAGAGGAUCUUUACGAGGUCUUGGAAUCCAUCAACAUUUCACUUGUUCAAUGGCAAACCGAGUGGAACGGACUGGGCAAGAUUGUCGAUGACUACGAAAAUUCGCUUCGCCGGCGCGUGGCAGAUGUCAAAUAUGAGUCGCGAACACGCAACUUCCACCAGCAUGGCGUCAACUACGAAGAACCUGAAUUUGUUGUAAAGGGAUACAGGUCCAAGGACAGAGAGGGCAUGACUGAGACACGCUACCUGCAAAACCAGGAUCGAAUCAUGGCAGCCGCUUAUGGAUUUGAGUAUGACCCACAUCCAUCCAAGAUUGGCCGCCAGAACCCAGAGACACAGCAGGCAGGAAUCAUGACCAGGGGCCGUUCCCUGCGCAAUCAGCCAAAGCCUACAGCCAAGGCGACCGAGGCAGACGAAGUCACCGGCAAGCGACAACGGAAGCCCGUUCAAUUGUUCGAUCCGGCAACGCAGGAUGUUAGUCGCAGCUCAACACCCGUCCCAACCACCAGACCCAGACGGCGUAGGACUGCCAAUGCCGACAAUGAUGAAAGUCAGGUCUCAUUUGCUGCCAGUUUUAAUAGCGAGGCCAUCUCAGAGGACGAGGGUGGCGACGGCAGGAAGAGACGCAAUCGUGCAGCACGGCCCAAGGCAAAUGUCCCCAGCAUCGUCGAAGAGCUCGUGCCUGCUCCUCCAAGCGAAGAUUCCUCUGUGCGCGAAACACCAUCAAGAUCGGGCCGUAACAAGCGAGUCAAGCAGGCCCCCAAGUACGACGAGGACCCACUGGGCUACCACUUCGUUGAAGAAGAGCCGCCCAAGCGUCGCCAUCUGUUGACUCUCAAGAUCCCCAAGGGUAAGAACAUCAGUGAGCCGUCUUCUGCGAUUACAGACAACGGCGAUUCGCGGCCAUCGACAGCCGACUCGGAUUCCACUUCGCACACUGCCGAGUCGUCGUAUUCGUUCCGCCCCAAGCGACAGAAGCGAUUCCGCGACGACGCCGAAGAGAGCGAGGAAGCCUCUCAAGCUCCCACAAAGAAGAGGAACAAGCGCAUCAACGUAGCUCCCUCGGUCGGAGUAGAAGAAUUCCCUCCGAUGUUACCGGAGAUGCUCGAGCCAGAAGCGGCACUAGGACCCAAUCGCAAGAUUCAGAAGAUCAAAGUUGUUCGUACUACACCCGCGAGCCGCAAGGGCACACCAUCGUCGCUGCCCAACGGUGAAGAAGCUGAGGAGGCACCAAAGGACUACAAGAAUAUGACCAAGUCGGAGAAGAUGUCAGCGUCGAUGAAGAGUCGCUGGGCCAAUGGCAACAUGGCUGGUGCUGUGGAGAAGCGAAAAGCGACACUCGCUGCGAAAAAGGCCGCGCAGGCCGCGGCCGAGCAGAGGGUUGGGCUUAUCGCCCCCAAGCCCAAGAUGAAGACGGCCAAGAAGGAGCCGGUUGAGCACAAUCAGAUGCCGCCGCCCUUUGCCCCUCAACAACCACCACAGCACCUGCACGGAAUGGGAUACCCGUAUCCUCCAUCAUAG
Messenger RNA from Trichoderma gamsii, 3801 nucleotides. RefSeq lists its product as hypothetical. Lineage: Eukaryota; Fungi; Ascomycota; Sordariomycetes; Hypocreales; Hypocreaceae. The coding region runs from base 1 to 3801 and encodes 1266 amino acids. The transcript has 2 exons. The record is from RefSeq and is a predicted model, not a curated record.